Molecule: messenger RNA, 908 nt
Organism: Colias croceus (clouded yellow)
Lineage: Eukaryota; Metazoa; Arthropoda; Insecta; Lepidoptera; Pieridae
Product: histidine-rich glycoprotein-like
Exons: 4
Coding region: 109-765 (218 amino acids)
Source: RefSeq, a predicted model, not a curated record
CACGCAAAUCAUUAAAGCUAAUAGUUGAAACUGAUCUUUUUAUGCCUAUUUAAGAUACCGAUAAUCUGUUAUUUUGCGUAAUAGAGGCUCAAUCAGUAAACGUUCAACAUGAUUAAGUUACUUCUUUUCACCGCUGUAGUCGUAGCAGGGGUUGUAAGCGCCGAGGAACAAGUUGCACAACUGUCUCAAAACUAUGAGAGCACAGACUACAUAAGACAUUAUGAACCAUACCCUUAUCACGACAGGAGAGAUAAUAGACAUGAUAGACACCAUCAUGAUCGUCACCAUUCGCACAGACAUAGAGGCCACGACGACCGCCACCACCGUGACAGGCACGAUCACCGCGACAGACAUGAAUACAUCCCAUACCAUCCUCCCACUCCAUAUGUAGUUCCUAAAGUAGAAGUCAAUUACUUGAACCACGACGUUGGACACAGUGGCUAUUCGAAAGCUGUACAUUAUCAUGACAGUCACGUUCCUGUCGUGCCUAAACCCUAUGUACCUCCUGUUCAUCACACUCCCUACGUAGAAAGAAACUACGCUACACCAAACUAUGGAAUCAGUCAUUAUUCACCCGUAAAAGAAUCAUACAGUCAUUAUCCUUAUGCAGAACGGAAAUAUGAAAAUAGCUAUGAACACAACUAUGGAUACAGCUACCCUGAAAGAGACUACAUUCCUGUUAAAGAACCUGAAGUCGAACCAUACAACUAUUACAAUCCAUAUGGUAGUUACGACUCGUAUAGAGGAUACGACAAUUAUUAUUAGAUGAAUAAAUCUUGACUGAACGAUAUAUUCUCCGGCCAGCUUUAAUUUUAACGCUAAUUGUUUUUAAAUUUGAUAUUUUGUUUCUAUAUAUUUGUAUCACUUAUUUUUUUAUAAAUUGUUGCAUUAAAAAUUAAAAAUACUUA